AUGGCAAUGUUACAGGCGAAUCGACCGUAUCCGUCCAGCCCGAGCCCCUAUGCCUCGGCGCCGUCGGCACCCCGCGUCUUCAUUCCUGUCACAGGAAACCAGCGAGUGGUGAGCUGGACAGGUCCACAGGCGAACACGGUGACCAGCCCCGUGGCGCCGGUGCCGGUGAAGUCUCCCAAGAGCCCCGGCAGCUCGCCGGUCGGUUCUUCACCUCCGGCGCGCUAUAUCGUUGCCAAGGUGGCUUCGCCACAUGUGGUGACCAAUGCCAUUCCCUCACCACAGCCGCUGCUUCCCGGACAAAGCCCACAAGGUCGCUUCUCUCCGGUGAGCCAGGGAAGCCAGAGGACCUAUGCCAGGCCUUCGACAGCCUCACCUGUGGCCCCACGAGCGUUGUGGACACAGCCGCAGACGGUCCUCAACCGCACCAACUCCAUUCCAACUGGGAGUCCGGUGGCUGCAGCCUCGCGUGUGGUGCAAGGAUCCAUGGUAGCACCCGCUCCUGCCAAGCGCCCGGAUCCACCGGUGACAAUCAAUGGCCGUGUGUUCGAGCGACUCAAGGAGCUGGGCAGUGGAUCCUUUGGAGUGGUCUGGGAGGUGGUCGAGCAGAAGCCAAAGACGGGUAGUCCAGCAGGGGCUGACACGCCGAAGCUCGCCCUGAAAAAGAGCACGCCCAACAAAAAGGAAUUACUGGAGGCAUGUUUGUUGGAGGCGGAGGUCCUGCAGCAGUUGGCGCGCGAACUCCCCUCCGACGUGGCCAAGCGGAACUUCGUGCCGAGGUACGUGACCCACUGCGCGGUGUCCGUGAACGGCAACACACAGGUGUUGCUCGCCAUGUCAAAGUUGGAUGGUGUGCCUUUGGAUCAAUGGUUGUAUGGGAUUAAUGAACACGAGCUGAAAGUCAUUAGUAUGCCCGAUCUCCUUGAUGGGCCACUGCCGAAGGGCCAGCGAUCCACGAGGAGCUUGGAGUCUGCAAGCCAUAUCGUUGCUGUUCUGAUGAAGCAGAUGACACCAGUCUUUGCGACGUUGCAAAAGAUUGCAUUUCAUCGAGAUAUCUCCGCGCACAACUUCUUGAUCGAUGAGUGUGCUGAUGCUUUAAAGUUUGCGGUCCUGGACUUUGGAUUGGCCGUGCGCUCGGGUGGCUGGAAGCAUGAGUGGAAGGGGAGGAACAUUGCUGGAGACCCCCGCUACUUCGCCCCAUCCGCUUGGAUGCAGCUCACCCAUGGCUACAGGUACUUGGAGAACAACCCCAAGGUGUACUGGCAGCAACAGUAUGCUAGCCGCCUGGAUCAUUAUGCCUUCGGGAUCUUGAUCUGUGAGGUGUUUUUUGGAUUGUGGAAAGGUCCAGAGGAGUUCGAGGGGAACCCACUGGAUGACGAGACCAAGGGAUGGAGGAAGACCUUGUUGGCUGCUCGCACCGCCUGGCGAAAGUACUGGACCACAUGCGUGGGACUUUUCCAACGGUUUCAUUCGGCAGGAGCUGCGGGCAUUCGGCACUACUUGGCCGGUGGCCACUUGGACAUGUUGGGUGAGCAGCUGCAUAUGUUGGUACGACACCUGGUAGCUGUUGCGGACUCGCCACCUGGCGCAGGUCAUGCAGACAGUGGAGCUGUGUGCAAGAAGGUGUCCAUGCUCUUGAAGGCGGCGGGUGACCUCGUCUGCCCGAAGAGCACCUUCAAAUGGCAGGAGCUUCAGGUGUGUCUGGCAGAGCUCAUGGAUGAGCCCCUGGCCCAACGCAAGUCGCACUCCCGACGUCGGCGGCUGUCCACGGCACCGGCCUCAACCAUCAAGAACGCGGUGGAUUCCAUCCCAGAGAAUGAGAGAUCGCCCUCCGUGUCGGACGAGAGCGUCGAGGAGGAUGACUUCUUCUGCGUCAAGGAGAAGCACUGGGAUGUGACGAACAUUCAGGAGUUUUUGGGUGGUGGUCUCCUUUGCCUUUGGCCCAAAAAGGAGCUGACCUUGGAACGCGAAGAAGCUGUGCUCCGCGUGACCACCACCUGUUCAAGCAGCACCCAGCGGCGGCCGUAUGCCCAGCUGACGAUGGUGGAGCAGCGCUCAGCCUGCUUCGGCGUGUGCGCGGGGAUCAACUCGGACUUGGCACCCAUGGACGAGGAGGGCCACGGGGGCAUCGUCCCGGGAUUGGGCUGUGAUUCGGCCCUGGUGGAGGAGAUUAUCCGAGAGUUGAAUCUUCGGAAAGAUGGUCGAGGAAAGAUUGCGCAGAUGAGGCAGCAGACGUUCAUGUUGGACACCAUGAGCAAGAUCGGAGUUCAGGUGCCCAUGCUCCUGAAGCACUUCGCAGUCCAGUAUCCUCCCGAGGCCUCCACGAUCCAACAGAUCUUCGGAUCCGCAGCGCCCCUCUUCCGCCCUUGGAAGAAUGCGGUGGCCGAACGGGAGCCGGAGGAAUUCAAUCCGAUUGCCUACGACACAACUUGCUGUUGCGAUAGAUUGGCCUGCUUGUCGAAGACCUUGCAGUUGGACCCCGACGAGGCGAUCUUGACACAAAAGCAAUGGAUCUCCGACACGGUGGUCACCACGAAGGUGCCCUAUGCCAACAUUGAGUCCGUGGAAGCGGAGCAGAGCUGUGGUUGUUCGAGCUUGACCGCUGGCGAGCUCACGGAACAUCAUGCCAUCCAGCCGGGCACCGGCUGCUCGAUGGACAUCGUCGAGGCCAUCCGAACGGAGCUCCAACGGCGCGUGGAUGCUCGCGGGAACCGUCGUCAAAUCAAUCAACUUGAGGAGAUGAUGCAACGCUUCGAUGACCUUGCAGCGCAGCUACCCUUGCUGAUGCAGAAAUUGAAAGCAGAUGUGUCCUAUCCACCUUCCCAAGAGACCAUGAUGUCGGUCUACGGGCCGGACGGUCCAGAGUAUUUGCCGAGGCAGUCGGAUCAACAUCAAGAAGCGAGCCGGCAGUUCGAGACCAAGACCUAUGACGUCUUGAACCAGGUGCAGAAUGUUUGCAACUUCAUUUGUACUUGUGGGCCCACGAAGCAUACGGUCACAUUGACGCAGGAGGAGGUGGUGACGGAGCGCUCAAACAAUUGCUGCAGUAGUACGGAACGCAAGCCGUAUGCACAAAUACAAGAAGUGGAUGCAGGCGUUUGCUGCUUCUGCUGCCACGGAGUGAAUGGCAUGAGCCCAGGAUGGUGUGGAGAUGAGGCUUUGGUGAAUGAGCUCGCGCAGGAGUUGCAGGACCGAAAAGUGGGGCGUGGCAACAUCGCUCAACUGAGAAACCAAGAGAAUACCAUGGUGAAGGCAGUUGAAAGCGACAUCCGUUGCGACAUUUUGCUGCAUCAACAGCAGAUCGAGUACCCCCCUUCGCAAGCCACCAUGAGCGGCAUCUAUGGAGCACAGGCACCGACCUUGCCACCUGCCAGCGGACCACGUGGGCAGGAGCUGCACUUGAGUGCAUCUGAAAAGAUGGAGAACAAGAUGUUCCACAUUGCCACCUGGUGUGACGCGUAUUGCUGUUGUGCCGAACACACCCUGGAGUUGAAUGAUGAGGAGGCGGUUUUUCACCUCAAGAACUGUUGUAUGGAUUCUUGGAGCCGCGAGCCCUACGCUCAACUAGGGUCGGUGGAGCCUGCAGAAGCCUGCAACCACACCUGCGUCGGCGUGUCGACGGACAAGCAGCACAUCAGUCCGGGUUUUGGCUGCAGCCAUGCCCUUGUGAGCGAGAUCGCCCGCGAACUUCAGUACCGGAAAGUGAAGCGUGGCAACAUUGCACAAAUCCGGCAGCAGGAGAACCUGAUGAUUGAAAUCAUCAAGCUGGGUGUGAAACUGGAUUUGCUCCUCCACAAGUGUGGCCUCUCCUUCCCACCGAGCCAGGCCUUCAUGGAUGAGACCUUUGGUGCUGGCAGUCACCUGCCGGCGGCGCAACCGCCGCCGCCCGAGAGGCGGAGCUCGAAGACGCUGGUCACAGUGAAGGUUCCGAUGGGACUUCGUCCGGGGGACAGCUUCCCGGUGACCACGCCGCAGGGUCAGGUGCAGGCGGUGGUGCCACAUGGUGCUGUUGAAGGACAAGAAAUACAGGUGGAGAUCCCUCGGCAGCCGAUCGUCAGUACUGAGAUGGCACCCUUGAGCGACAACAUCUCCUGA
Messenger RNA from Durusdinium trenchii, 4092 nucleotides. The record is from the annotation of a GenBank genome assembly. Lineage: Eukaryota; Dinophyceae; Suessiales; Symbiodiniaceae.